AGGCACAGAACCAUGAAACAAUAUAGGCUGAUUCAUUCAAGAUUAGUUGGAUUUGUUUUCUUUCUUUUAUCAUCCUUUAGUAUAUUUUUUGUGACCACCACACAUUCCCAAGUGAUCCACCACCGACGUCUAUGGCCACGUCCACUGCCAGAAUCAGGGCCAGGCCCACCACCCGAACCAUCUCCAACACCACAUAACAAAACCAUACCGGCAGUGUUCUUUCUUGGGGAUUCAAUCAUAGAUACGGGAAAUAAUAAUAAUCUAUCAACGGAAAUGAAAUGUAAUUUUCCUCCAUAUGGUAAGGAUUUUCCAUUGGGAGUUGCCACUGGUAGAUUCAGCAAUGGAAAGGUCGCUUCCGAUUAUAUAUCUGAAUAUUUGGGAGUAAAACCGAUAGUACCGGCAUAUUUGGACCCCAAUGUACAACUUGAAGAUCUUCUCACCGGUGUAUCAUUUGCUUCAGGUGGUAGUGGCUAUAACCCUUUGACACCCAAACUAUCUAGUGUAACGCCAAUGUUGGACCAAUUGACAUAUUUCCAACGACACAUAGCGAGAGUAAAGAAGUUAAUAGGGAAAGAGGAGACCGAUCAACUUUUAGUGAAGGGCUUAUCCGUUGUGGUCGCAGGCAGCAACGAUUUGGUUAUUACAUACUACGGUCAAGGGGCACAAUGGCUCAAAGAUGAUAUUAACUACUAUACUUCAAAGAUGGCUAAUUCUGCCGCAAGUUUUGUCAUGCAACUAUAUGAAUAUGGAGCAAGACAAAUAGCAGUGUUAGGAACACCACCACUUGGCUGCGUACCAUUACAAAGAACUCUAAAAGGAGGUCUUCAUAGAGACUGUGCUGAAGAUGUAAACUAUGCUUCUCAGCUUUUCAACGCCAAGCUCUCCAUCACUUUGGACCAAUUAACAAAAACCUUACCAAACUCCAAUAUCAUAUACAUUGACAUAUACUCUGCUUUCAGCCAUAUCAUAGAAAACGCAGCAGAUUAUGGGUUUGAAGAAAUAAAGAAAGGUUGUUGUGGAACUGGAUUUGUGGAAGUUGGUCCACUUUGCAAUCGGUUCACACCAUUUGUGUGCUCCAAUGUUUCUGCUUACAUGUUUUGGGAUAGUUUCCAUCCAACCCAAAGAUUCUAUAAAAUCUUAACCAAGAUACUUGUUGAGAAAUACAUCCACAAAUUAAAUUGAGUGGUAGAUCACAUACAUUAUUUGUAUACAUUUUCUUUAAGCUCAUGUAAUUAUAUA
Messenger RNA from Capsella rubella, 1239 nucleotides. Its product is annotated as GDSL esterase/lipase At1g20120. The transcript is spliced from 5 exons. The coding region runs from base 13 to 1182 and encodes 389 amino acids. Gene Ontology annotation, molecular function: lipase activity. Gene Ontology annotation, cellular component: extracellular region. Gene Ontology annotation, biological process: lipid metabolic process. The record is from RefSeq and is a predicted model, not a curated record. NCBI's taxonomy places the organism in Eukaryota, Viridiplantae, Streptophyta, Magnoliopsida, Brassicales, Brassicaceae.